Molecule: messenger RNA, 2025 nt
Organism: Chilo suppressalis (striped riceborer)
Lineage: Eukaryota; Metazoa; Arthropoda; Insecta; Lepidoptera; Crambidae
Source: the annotation of a GenBank genome assembly
AUGACUGGUCGCAUGCUUUAUCGGCUUGCUGGAUCAGCAUGGGAUGUAAAACUGAUCCCACGGCAGCGCGAACGGGACGGCGAGAUCCGCGUCACUGCAUUACCGACCCGAACGAAACAGCACGUUCAGUUUCAACGGCAGCGCGAACGAGACGGCGAGAUCCGCGUCACUGCACUACUGACCAAUCACGCGACCAAACCAGCAGCAGAAGACGUGGAGCCGGCGCGUGGUAACUGGACGGGCCGGUUCGACUUUCUCCUGUCACUCCUGGGCUACAGCGUGGGGCUCGGAAACGUCUGGCGAUUCCCUUACUUGUGUUACAACAACGGAGGGGGUGCAUUUCUUAUUCCGUUCACUAUAAUGCUUAUAAUAGCAGGCCUACCACUCAUGUUCAUGGAAUUAUCAUUUGGACAAUAUGCAGCGCUUGGGCCCGUUGCUGUUUACAACAAAUUUUGUCCGUUAUUCCGCGGACUUGGUUACGGAAUGGUGAUCGUUUCCAGUAUCGUCAUGCUAUAUUACAAUCUUAUCAUAGCCUGGACUAUAUACUACAUGGCGGUAUCUUUCGCAAGCAUUUUCUAUCAGUUACCUUGGCAAAAUUGUGUUGCUGAAUGGAGCACGCAACACUGUUACUCAUACGAAGAAGCAGAUGAUUGCGAAGCAAAAAACGGGACAUACUAUUUGAGACAGUGCCUAAAUCAUACAUUUGCCACUCUUCAUAACAUCUCUGCAUUGGCCGACGUAGCAUUGAGACGACCACCAGCUGAGGAAUAUUUCACAAAUCAAGUGCUUGGAUUAUCUUCCGGUAUUGAAGAAACAGGUCAUAUUCGAUUGGGUAUGGCGAUGUGUUUAUUAGCUGCUUGGUUAAUUGUGUUCUUAUGUUUAUGCAAAGGAGUACAAUCUUCUGGAAAGGUCGUGUAUUUCACUGCGUUGUUCCCGUACGUCGUACUUGUGAUAUUAUUUUUUCGUGGAGUUACUUUACCAGGAGCUUCAACAGGGAUUUUAUUUUAUCUCACACCGGAUUUUAGUCAGUUAGCAAACGCUCAGGUGUGGGGUGAUGCAGCUGUUCAAAUAUUCUUCGCAUUGAGUCCUGCAUGGGGCGGCUUGAUUACUCUAUCCUCAUAUAAUAAAUUUUCUAAUAAUUGUUACAUCGAUUCCUUAAUUGUUGCCGUAUCUAACAUAGCGACAUCCUUCUUCGCGGGCUUGGUGAUAUUUUCUGUGAUCGGAUUCCUGGCUCAUGAGCUGGACGUGGAAGUAGAUAAGGUGGUAGACCAGGGCGCGGGGCUCGCUUUCAUCGUUUACCCUGAGGUGGUGACCAGACUACCAGUGUCUCCGCUAUGGUCUAUACUUUUCUUUGUAAUGCUGCUCACACUCGGACUUGACUCUCAGUUUGCACUCAUGGAGACUGUAACCACGGCCAUUCUCGAUAGAUUCCCGAAUUUCAGACAAAGAAAAGUUUGGGUGGUGCUGACGGUGGCAGUGUUUGGCUAUAUAGGUGGUCUCAUCUUUACAACUAACAGUGGAAUGUAUUGGCUGCAACUGAUGGAUAAAUACGCCGCGAAUUGGUCAGUGCUAAUCAUAGCUAUUUCCGAAUGCAUACUCAUCGCAUGGAUUUACGGAGCUGAGAAGUUUUGCCGCGAUAUACAAUGCAUGAUCGGUCGCCAGACGAAGUUAUGGGUCAUAUUUUGGAGUGCAAUGUGGAGAGUGAUUACUCCUGCUGCUCUUGUGUUUAUCCUGGUGUUCAACUGGAUCGAGUACAAGCCAGCAUCGUAUGGGCACUACGUGUACCCUAUGUGGGCGGACGCGGUCGGGUGGACGCUCGGAGUGUUGCCCGUGGUGGUGGUGGUGCUCAUGGCCGUCGACCAGAUCUGCAGCGGACCGGACGAUCUUACCAUCAUGGAGGGAAUAAAAAGAAGUCACACGGAGCCAAAUCAGGACUGUAAGGAAGGUGUCCCAAGACUGACUGGUGUGGAGUCCAGGAAGUCCUUCGUUUUGAUCGCAGAGUCCGCGGGUGCGUUGUCGUGGUGA